CAAAAUGGUAGCAUAAGAGGAAACCAUAGCCGAUCUUGCGGAUCCAUCCCCUCGGCCGCAGGCGCCGCCGUCCCCUGCGGCAACCCCCUCCCCGCUCCCCCGCCGCCCACCACCAUUCUACCCCGUGCCAUCCCCUGUGACAGCCUCCCUACCCAACCUGCCGUCUUCCGCCGGCCACCCACCACUCUCCUCCGCUGCCAUCCCCUGUGACAACCCCGACCCCCGGCCCUGCCGUCCGCCGCCGGCCACCGCCUCUGCAGCCUGGGUAAUUAUGCCUGGCUGCGUUCCGGGGGAACUAAUCUCCCGGGAGACGGAAGCGGGAGAAGAUUUGAUUUCCUUGUGCAAUCGGGGAAGAGAGGAGGUCGAUUUCGGAUUGCGCGGCGAGGGCAGCCCAAAAGGAUUGAUUUUUAUUCGGAGUCUGUCUGGUGAGAAGUUGUAAUCCGGAUCCUCCUCCCUCUCCUCUGAAUAAUCUCCUCCCUCUUGGAGGAGAGCCGGCCGAGUCGGAGGAGGAGGGGCCGCCUAUAUCGAUCUAAUAAAUUGGCGUCCCCGAUUUGUCUUUCACCGGCGAUUAGUCUGCUUUGUUGCGGCGGUCCAAGUAAACAGAGGAGUAGGAGUGAGGAUUAAUUUUGUUGUCGCAGAUCCAAUAAGGUAGAAAUCUUAAGGCCAUUUGUUGAUCCGAUCAGCCAUGAAGAACAAAAGUGGUGGUCACAGACGCAAUAAAUCAGCUCGCAAUGAAGCCGCUGCUGGCAACAAGAAUGGUCGUCGCAGGCGGAAUAAAUCAGCUCGCAAUGGAGCCGCUGCUGACAAUGGUGACAGGCUUAGCAAUCUGCCCAAUGACCUCCUGCUCAACAUUCUGGAGAGGGUGGACACACUUGAUGCUAUAAGGACCUGCAUCCUCUCCAAGCAAAUGCUGAAUCUCCCCACCAUGCUCUCGCAGUUCUUCUUAAGUGCUGGUUCCGUUCCAGGUCACCAUGAUAAAGCUUGUGUUUUCAGCCGCGGUGAAGUUCUCCGAACCAACAAUGCUGUGGCUCGUGUAACGGAUAGCAUCUUGUGCACAAGGAAUCCGAAGAUCGCCAUUACUAAACUUAAAAUCAGAUUCGUCUUGAUGCCACAUGUCUCUCUCACCAUUGGAAGAUCUGUUGCCCGUGCCAUGGCAACCCAGAAGGUUGGCGCAGCUGAGUUUGAGAUCAUAACGGAGAAGGCUUAUACGGACUGCUCUCCUGCCGAUCUUCUCCAAUUUGCGAAUCAGUUAAAUAAUUUUGUUGGUGCUUUCCCAGAUGCAUUUGCUGGACUCAGGCGCCUGUGGCUGCGCAAUAUGAGGUUUGGUGAACUGGACAUCACCAACAUUCUCAGCACUUGCAAACUCUUGGCAUCUUUGCGUUUAACCGAGUGCGACUCAGGGAUCGAUUCUGUGCUGCAAGUAGAACAUGCUCAGCUUGUUGAGCUUGAGGUAGACUACGGGGAAUUUUCAAGAGUUGAGCUGACAUGUCUACCAAAACUCCAACGAGUGAGGUAUAAUAAUUGGUACUCUUAUGAAGAUCCCCUGUAUUUUGGUUUUGUACCACAGCUUUCAAAGCUGAGCCUCACUAAAACUGGUGUCCGUUGGGAGAAGACUCUGGAGUUAAGUCAGCUCCUUGCUAAUGUUCCGAACAUAAGCAAUCUGCAUCUUGAUUUUGAAAGUGAAAAGAUCUGGGUUCUACCAGAAUGCCCGAAACUGCUCACGCCUGUGCUCGGCAAACUACAGCAUGUGAAUCUAGACAAUCUUCCUGAAGGAUGUGAUUUAGCUUGGACGAUGUUUAUUCUUGAAGCUGCACCCACCCUAGAAGAGCUGUGUGUCGCGGUAAGGGAUCAUUGGUGCAUAAUGCUGACAGACGAAGAAGCUCGGAAGAAAAAUGGUUACUGCGAAAAGGCAGACGUGAAUUGGAAGCCAUAUGCACCUGAUUUCAAGCACAAGAAUCUGGCUAAGCUCACCAUCUAUGGCUUCCAACCCAACGACAAUUUUAAGCGAUACAUCAGAUGUGUUGUGGAACAUGCGGUUAAUAUAACAGAGAUAUCUCUGUACGACAGGAAAGUGUGCGGGAGCUGUGGUGACUUGGAUCCCGAGAUCAAGGUAAAGGUUUGUCCAUCAAGAUAUCCACAGACAGCCGAGGAGAUGAAGCAGAUAACUGAGGGGUUGGGUUUGGCUUCGCGUGCUGUGAUUCACUUCCGGUCCUAAGUUAUUUGUAUAGGCAGUUUGUUCCAUAACCACCUUUCCUGUCAUGUUUUACUUGGAUUGAAUUCCUCCCUCCGUCCAUGAAUAAGUGUACAUCUACAUUUUGCCCCAAGUCAAAGAUUAGAAAUUUUUAUCAACUACGUAUUAGACGGAUGUACCGAUACCAAUUCAGUGUCAUAAAUGCUGCUACUUUUUUCUAUAA
Messenger RNA from Triticum urartu, 2414 nucleotides. RefSeq lists its product as uncharacterized. NCBI's taxonomy places the organism in Eukaryota, Viridiplantae, Streptophyta, Magnoliopsida, Poales, Poaceae. The record is from RefSeq and is a predicted model, not a curated record. Gene Ontology annotation, molecular function: protein binding.